AUGCCUCCCCACUACGAAGAUAGCAUCGCCAAGACGGGCUCUGGCGACAAGGUCGGCGUACCUGAGCUGGAGAAGACGGCCACACUCGAGGAGGGAGAGGCCAAGUUCAAGAAGCUGGGAUGGAAGCGUUUGACCAUCUGUCUGAUCGUCGAGGCCAUCGCUCUUGGUGCGCUGUCGGUUCCCGCCGCCUUCGCCGCUGUCGGUAUGGUCGCUGGUGUUAUUCUUUCCGUCGGUAUCGGGUGUCUGGCCAUCUACACGAGUUAUGUCGUUGGACAGGUCAAGAUCAAGUACCCCAGUGUAGAGCACUACUCGGAUGCUGUCGGUCUCAUGUUUGGUCGCGUCGGAAUGGAGGUCGUUGGUGCCAUGUUCACUCUCCAUUUGAUCCUGCUCUCGGCCUCGCACACUCUGACUGGAACCAUCGCCUGGAUUCGCAUUGUCGAUGACCCGACAGUCUGCGCCCUCGUCUGGUCCGUCAUCUCGGCCAUUCUUCUGUUCCUCCUGGCCAUUCCUCCCACUUUCGCCGAGUUUGCCAUCCUUGGUUACAUUGAUUUUGCUUCCAUUAUUGGUGCCAUCGGUAUCACCAUCAUCGCUACCGGUAUUCAGUCAAGCGAGGCUGUUGGCGGUCUUUCUGCUGUUUCGUGGAGUGCCUGGCCUCCGGAGGACAUCACCUUCCAGUCUGCUUUCCUCGCAGUCACCAACAUUGUCUUUGCCUAUUCGUUCGCCAUUUGCCAGUUCUCCUUCAUGGCUGAGCUCCACACUCCCAAGGAUUACGUAAAGUCCAUCUGGGCUCUUGGUAUCAUCGAGAUCAUCAUCUACACCGUGACUGGUGCUCUCAUCUACGCCUUCGUUGGCACCGACGUUGCCAGUCCCGCCCUGCUUUCCGGUAGUCACAUCGUCACCCGUGUCGCUUUUGGUAUUGCUCUGCCCGUCAUCUUCAUUUCAGGAUCCAUCAAUGCCACUGUCGUUGGCCGCUACCUGAUUGGCCGCUUCUUCAAGAACUCGCCCAUCCGUUACACAAACACCAAGCAGGGUUGGAUUGUCUGGAUCUUUGUUCUUGUUGCCCAGAUCGUUCUCGCCUGGGUAAUUGCCGAGGCUAUUCCCUUUUUCAGCGACCUUCUCGGUAUCACCUCUGCUCUGUUCAUCUCAGGCUUCUCCUUCUACUUCCCAGCUCUGUUCUGGUUCCUGCUUAUCAAGGAGGGCAAGUGGAACGCUAGCAAGAAGAACAUUGCUCUGUCUGCCCUCAACGCGCUGUGCUUUGUCAUUGGGAUCACGAUCCUGGGAUGCGGCACUUAUGCCAGUGUCAAGGAUAUUGUCGAUUCCUACGCUUCUGGCAGCGUUAGAUCGCCUUUCACUUGCUCUCAGGAAGCUUAUGCUUAA
Messenger RNA from Aureobasidium namibiae CBS 147.97, 1377 nucleotides. Its product is annotated as N amino acid transport system protein. The record is from RefSeq and is a predicted model, not a curated record. NCBI's taxonomy places the organism in Eukaryota, Fungi, Ascomycota, Dothideomycetes, Dothideales, Saccotheciaceae. Gene Ontology annotation, molecular function: amino acid transmembrane transporter activity. The transcript has a single exon. Gene Ontology annotation, cellular component: vacuolar membrane. The coding region runs from base 1 to 1377 and encodes 458 amino acids. Gene Ontology annotation, biological process: amino acid transmembrane transport.